GGAGCGGGCGGCGGAGUGACCCGACCAGCUGUCCUGACACCAGCCCAGACUGCCUCACCUCUUAGCCAUGAGAGCUGCCUACCUCUUCCUGCUGUUCCUGCCUGCAGGCCUGCUGGCUCAGGGCCAAUUUGACCUAGACCAACUGCCCCCGUUCCCAGACCACGUCCAGUACACCCACUACAGUGACCAGAUAGACAACCCGGACUACUAUGAUUAUCAAGAGGUGACUCCUCGGCCCCCCGCGGAGCAGUUCCAGUUCCAGUCCCAGCAGCAAGUCCAACAGGAAGUCAUCGCGGCCCCCACCAUAGCUCCAGGAAAUGUGGAGACAGAGCCCACGGAGCCCGGGCCUCUGGACUGCCGUGAGGAACAGUACCCGUGCACCCGCCUCUACUCCAUCCACAAGCCUUGCAAACAGUGUCUCAAUGAGGUCUGCUUCUACAGCCUCCGCCGCAUGUACGUGGUCAACAAGGAGAUCUGUGUCCGCACGGUCUGUGCCCAUGAGGAGCUCCUUCGAGCUGACCUGUGUCGGGACAAGUUCUCCAAAUGUGGCGUCAUGGCCAGCAGUGGCCUGUGUCAAUCCGUGGCGGCCUCCUGUGCCAGGAGCUGCGGGGGCUGCUAGGGCGGAGCUGGUACCACCCCCCCCCACCCCCGCCCUGGACCUUCCUCGGAUCCGGGGCCCUCAGGCCCUGCCUGACCUGGUGCUUUUCUCCCCAGCCUGACAACCCUUUUAUUCUGUAAAAAGCUAGUGGACUGUGGCCCUGGGGGUUCGUUUCAGGC
Odobenus rosmarus divergens (Pacific walrus) is the source of this 777-nucleotide messenger RNA. It is a transcript of the gene MFAP2, whose product is annotated as microfibrillar-associated protein 2. Lineage: Eukaryota; Metazoa; Chordata; Mammalia; Carnivora; Odobenidae. The transcript has 9 exons. Bases 68 to 619 code for a protein of 183 amino acids. Gene Ontology annotation, cellular component: microfibril. Gene Ontology annotation, biological process: embryonic eye morphogenesis. The record is from RefSeq and is a predicted model, not a curated record.